CCAUCUUCUCCCCCUAGCUCACCACUCUCUACACUGCGGAGGCUUUUAAGAUAUAUUCGCUAACGCAUCGGACUUUUCGACGCUUCUUGUGCAUAGAGUGCAUCUGUAUCGUCGCCUUCUUGUUUGCACCCUCAAAACUAGCAGUGAGGUUGAAUGAAGAUUCCCAGGUUGUCUAUCUCGUUGGCCCUUGUGAGGGAUAUGAGCAAGACGCCGCCAAAAAGUCCUGCCAAAACACACAAACAGAAAGCAGGGGCGCAACAGAGUACCAUGAGCUCCCAGAGAAAUCAAUCGCCAACCACACUUACCCCAAAGAAGAAUUCAAUCACACUUCAGAACCUAUUUGAGCAGGAGAAGCCGACGUUGCCCGGCAGCAACGGCAUCGUAUCUUCUCCGAAUUCAGGAAACGAAGAGAUUCUCUGUGUUGUUUCGUACUGCUCCUCCGGGUUGACCUUCACUGACACUUCAGAGUCUCCGUCACAGCAGGACUUCAAGCGCCUCCAGCUCAGUAAGCUUCUCGCUAUCAUCAAGUCAUCGAAGAAGCCGCUUCCAGAGAAAGUUCUAGAGCCCCUAGUUUCGAUGAUCUCUCCUUAUCUGUUCCGACCACUCCCUCCUCCGGCAAAUCCCUCCGAUGUCGCAGACUUGCCCGAUGACGAAGAUCCCAUCUCCACAUUUUCACCCAUACGGUCACAUCUCCAAAUUGUAUACGAAAUUCUUCUCGGGGUUGUUAUGAUCACAGACCCAAAUGUCCUGAAGGAGUAUAUAGAUCAUCCGUUCCUUCUCAGGCUCCUAGCUUUAUUCCAGUCUGAAGACAGAAGGGAACGGGAGAGCUUGAAAAAUGUGUACCACAAGAUAUAUUCCAAGUUCACUUGUGAGCGUUCCUUCAUGAGGAAAUCGAUGAACGAUGUGCUGUUGAACUACGCGGUCGAGACAGAGAAGCAUGCAGGGAUAGCGGAGUUGCUGGAGAUAUGGGGAACAAUAAUAAAUGGGUUUACGGUGCCACUAAAGGAAGAGCAUAAGUUGUUCCUGAUGAGAGUGCUGAUUCCUCUGCACAAGACCAAAGGGCUGCAAAUGUACCAUAGGCAAUUGGCUUACUGUGUGUCGCAGUUUGUGCAGAAGGAGCCUAUGCUAGGGGGGAUUGUUGUCAGAGGGAUUCUGAGAUAUUGGCCCGUCACAAACUGUCACAAAGAGGUUUUGCUGAUUGGGCAGUUGGAAGAUCUGGUCGAGAAUUUAGACCCUGAUCACUACCGAAAGUUGGCUUUGCCCCUAUGCACGCAGAUCACCAAAUGCAUCAACAGUUGGAAUUCCCAGGUAGCAGAGCGAGCACUGUAUGUAUGGAACAACGAGCAGUUCGUGAGGAUGGCGUCGACGGCGAUGGUGGAAGUAUUUCCGGUGAUAGUACAAGGGAUGGAGAAGAACCUGCAGUGGCACUGGAGCAAGAGCGUGAGGCAACUAACAGAGAGUGUCAAGUUAAUGCUGGAAGACAUGGAUCCGGUUCUGUAUUCCAAGGCCCUCCAAGACAUGAAAGCCAGAGAAUCAGCCGCACGCCAGGAAGAUUUGAAGAGAAAGCAGAGAUGGCAGACUAUAGAUGAAAUGGCAGCAACAAAGACUCAGUUCCUCAACCCACCACACUCUAUACGUGUCUCCCACUGAGCUACACUGCAAGCAAAUUUCUGUUGGCAAUCACUUUUCCACAUUUUAAUUUUAGAAUAUAGAAAUAACACACACACACACACACAUGACCAUAUGGGGUGAGUACGCCAAAUUUGCAGAGGUGUAUUGAAUCGGACAAUAAUGAUGAAUAUGCAAUAUCCACAGGGAAAAAA
Molecule: messenger RNA, 1823 nt
Organism: Neltuma alba
Lineage: Eukaryota; Viridiplantae; Streptophyta; Magnoliopsida; Fabales; Fabaceae
Product: serine/threonine protein phosphatase 2A 57 kDa regulatory subunit B' alpha isoform
Exons: 2
Coding region: 154-1650 (498 amino acids)
Biological process (GO): signal transduction
Cellular component (GO): protein phosphatase type 2A complex
Molecular function (GO): protein phosphatase regulator activity
Source: RefSeq, a predicted model, not a curated record